Molecule: messenger RNA, 2304 nt
Organism: Symbiodinium sp. CCMP2456
Lineage: Eukaryota; Dinophyceae; Suessiales; Symbiodiniaceae
Source: the annotation of a GenBank genome assembly
AUGGCACUUAGCUUGGGCCGGCUGGCCAAUCUACUCGACACACAAGGAUCUCAGCCGUCGUGGCUUUCCGAGAAGUUUGGCUUGAUUGUCCAGGCUGCAAAGCGAUUGCUCGACCUCGACAUUCAUGAAUCAACGCCUUGUCGAGUCUUUUGGAUUCCAGGCCGCAUCGAGGUAGUUGGAAAGCACACCGACUAUGCUGGUGGGCGGUCUCUGCUUUGCGCUAUCAAUCGUGGUUUCUGUGUACUGGCGACCGACCGUCAAGAUGCCCUGCUUCGAGCCGUCAGUCUCCAGUUCAAGGCCGGCGACAAGGAUGGCAUCGUUGAGGUGCCCUUGACAACGAGCCUCGAGGUACGACAGAACCACUGGUCCCUUUACAUCACGACAGCUGCACGGCGGCUUUCGCAGAAUUUCGGUCAGAAGCAGCAACUUCUGGGUUGUGAUGUCGCCAUUGCUUGCGACUUGCCUCCUGCUUCAGGCAUGAGCACCUCCUCAGCGUUGAUUUGUGCAAUGUUCAUGGUGUUGGAUGCCCGGAACCUGAUACGCCAGCGGCCAGAGUUCCAGGCAGCACUGCCAACGGACGAGGCGUUCUAUGAAUAUCUCGGCUGCAUCGAGAACGGUCAAUCCUGCGGCGAGCUGACGGGAGACCAAGGCGUUGGAACCUUCGGCGGCAGCGAGGACCACACGGCAAUCAUGGCUUCGCAGAGGGGCGCCCUCAAGGUCUUCUCAUACAAGCCCACAAGGCUGGAGCGUUCGAUCACGAUGCCUCCACAUCUUCUGUUUGCAGUUGCAUCCAGUGGACUUCUGGCAGAAAAGACUGGGGACAAGAUGGAAAGUUACAACGAUGCAGCGACACUGGCCCUGAACGCCGGGAGAAUUGUCGCCAAAGAUCAAGGCUGGGGCGAGGACGCAGAUCUUGCAACCUGCAUUCAGCGCUGUGGCGGUGGUCUCGAUGCAUGUGAUCGCAUAGCAAAGAUUCUUCGUUCACAGCCAGCAGGGGAGGCAUUGGAAGCUCGUUUCAAGCAGUUCUUCACAGAGAAUGAGGAGUGCGUGCCUGGGGUUGCGCAGGCGUUCUCAGUAGCAGACGAGGCGAGUUUGGGCGCCAUAGUCGACAGAUCACAAAGCGCAGGAGAUGCUGGCUUGCAGAACCUCGUGGCCGAAACACGAUGGCUGCCAGCGGAGGCACGGCGGCUGGGAGCAAUCGCGGCCUCAGCCUUCGGCGCCGGGUUCGGUGGAAGCGUGUGGGCUUUGGUGCACGCGACAGAAUCAAGUGAUUUCAUCUGCAAGUGGAAGGAGGCAUACUUGAAGGUGGCCUUUGUAUCGGUAUUUCCGGGGCUACUGGAUUUCGAUCACAACAAUGAGUUGCCCAACAACGCCUGGUCCAGGUCGUGCACUUCUCGGGUGAAUGCAAGACAAGACUGGGGGCGGCGUCGUGGUCGGAAAGGACCUGUGCAGUUCGAAUUCGGCAACGACAGAGGCAAGGUUCGCAUAAAAGCUGCACAGACGAUGAGCUCAAUGGACAAUGUGGUGCAGGAGGUUGUUGCGCCAGUCAUACACCAGAUGCAGCCCGCCAGCAUGGCGCCACUGUCUUGUCAGCAGGAGGUGUCGUCGCUCUGUCCCAAGGCAAGAUCUCAGAUCCACUGUCUUGGGCAGAACAGUGGAGUCAUCUCAGACAGCUGCCGACGGGACGUGGGGAAGUCAGUCCCUUUUCGCUGUAGCAGUGCCAUUGACAAGUACUGCGACAUUUUGAAGGCAGGCAUUUUGGAUUGCUUGCACAAGCACAUGGAUGACGUCGGUGCAGACUGCAAAGAUGCGGUCCUUGCCACAAGCAAGGCCAUCACUGCUAUGAACACUGUCAAGGCAGCGGCAACACCGGCUCCUCAGGCUUUGCUUGCGCAGCAUCCUGCCGGGCGAGCUUCAGACAGGGAGAAGACCCUGGAUUCUAAGCUGGCAAGCCUCACAACCAAGGGCCCGUCCGUGGUCUCAAUGAUAAAGGAUGCCGAAAGACAGGCGGAGGAUCAGUUGGCCAAAGAUGCCGACAAGAUCGAGUCACUGCUUUCCCAGAUGUCCCAGAAGAUUGGACCCAAGCCGAGUACCGCACCCCGCCUCGGCUCUCACAGCUGGUGGACUAGCUACAACGCGCUGGCGAUACUGCUGCUUCUGGCACUGGCCUACUUCCUCACCCAGACCGAUGAGGGAAGAAAGGUCUGGCACAGAAUGAGGAUGGCCAUGCGAGAUGGUCAACCUCUUCUUGGAAAGAAGGACUUGGAGAUGCCUUUCCCGUACGACAACGAGGUUCAGCUUUGA